This is a messenger RNA of Temnothorax curvispinosus, 696 nucleotides long. RefSeq lists its product as uncharacterized. Gene Ontology annotation, biological process: DNA repair; telomere maintenance. The transcript has 2 exons. Gene Ontology annotation, molecular function: DNA helicase activity. The record is from RefSeq and is a predicted model, not a curated record. The annotation marks the transcript as partial. Lineage: Eukaryota; Metazoa; Arthropoda; Insecta; Hymenoptera; Formicidae.
AUGACUAUAGGACAUGCCUUAACAGCAGUGGAUAAACUCCUCAAGGAUUUGAUGAAAAAUUCCCAACCAUUUGGAGGAAAAGUUAUUUUAUUUGCAGGAGAUUUUAGGCAAAAUCUACCAAUAGUGCCACAUGCACAUAAAGCAGCAAUAAUUGAGUCGACUGUUAAAUAUAACCCGAUAUGGAGGAAUGUAAAUCAAGUUAAACUCCAGCAAAAUAUGAGAACUGGAGAGGAAAAAAAAUUUGCAAGUUGGCUGUUGGAACUCGGAGAAGGUAAAUUGUCUAAUACGGAUGGAUUACAUCCUGAGACAAUUGAAAUUCCUCAGGAUUUUAUAUCAAAAGGAUCUCUUAUAACUGAGAUUUUUGGUGAUAAAAUUAACAUGGAACAAAUCAAAGUUAACUAUGAUCGAGUAAUCCUUUGUCCUAAGAAUGAGGACACAUUCAAAAUUAAUGACGAAAUCCUUUGUCUAAUGGAAGGAGAAACAAAGGAAUAUCUCUCAAUUGACUCUAUUGUUCUAACUGCCCCAGCUCGAAGUCAAAUUGUCUUCUUACCAAGGAUAGAUUUCCUUUCAAAUGACUCGGAACUCCCGUUUAAGCUCAAACAAAGACAGUUUCCUAUUAGAAUGGCAUUUACUAUGACAAUCAAUAAAUCACAGGGACAAACUUUAGAAAAAGUUGGGAUUUAUCUGCCACAACCU